This is a messenger RNA of Acanthosepion pharaonis, 834 nucleotides long. Lineage: Eukaryota; Metazoa; Mollusca; Cephalopoda; Sepiida; Sepiidae. The record is from the annotation of a GenBank genome assembly.
AUGUAUGUCUGUCUUUGUCUAUGUAUUCUUCCGUCUGUCUUUCUCUCUUUCAUCCUUCCCUCUGUUAGUCUUCUAAAUGUAUGUCUGUCUUUCUUCUCUAUGUAUGUCUUUUCACUUCCGUCUGUCUUUCUCGUGACUCUCUUUCAUCCUUCCCUCUGUUAUCUUCUAAAUGUAUGUCUGUCUUUCUUCUCUAUGUAUGUCUUUCUCACUUCCGUCUGUCUUUCUCGUGACUCUCUUUCAUCCUUCCCUCUUCUUCUAAAUGUAUGUCUGUCUUUCUUCUCUAUGUAUGUCUUUCUUACUUCCGCCUGUCUUUCUCCUGACUCUCUUUCAUCCUUCCCCUCUGUUAGUCUUCUAAAUGUAUGUCUGUCUUUCUUCUCUAUGUAUGUCUUUCUUAGUCUUCUAAAUGUCUGUCUUUUUCUCCUCUUUUUGACUCUCUUUCAUCCUUCCCUCUGUUAUCUUCUAAAUGUAUGUCUGUCUUUCUUCUCUAUGUAUGUCUCUUUCUUACUUCCGUCUUCUAAAAUGUCUGUAUGUCUUUCUUACUUCGUGUCUUUCUUUCUCUCUUUCAUGACUCUCUUUCAUCCUUCCCUCUGUUAUCUUCUAAAUGUAUGUCUGUCUUUCUGUAUUCUUUCUAUGUAUGUCUUUUUCUUUUCAUCCUUCCGUCUGUCUUUUCUAUGUCUGACUUUUUCUCUUUAUGUCCUUCCUUCUGUUGUCUUUCUAAAUGUCUUUCUCCUUCUGUUUCUUCUAAAUGUAUGUCUUUCUUUCUUUCUGCCUGUCUUUUUCUUCGUCUGUCUUUCUCGUGACUCUCUUUCAUCCUUCCCUCUGUUAGUCUUCUAA